GUUUUUGGGCGCAUUUAGUCCCGUCCUAAUUGAGAAGAGGAAGCUGGGUUCAAGGUGGCAUGAGCGGAGAAGCGAGUGUCUCUGUUUAUUGACAUGGCGGAGCAGAUUUACGACAUUAAAGGAGCUCUGAACUCUGGAAAUCAGUUCGCGGAGGAUCCAGAGCUGGAGGCCAUCAAGGCCCGUGUGAUGGAGAUGGAGGAGGAGGCGGAGAAGCUAAGGGAGGUGCAGUACGGAGGAGAGAGACAGCAGCUCCUCUACAGCCCUCAGGCAGGACUUUUCUACAGUAUGACCCAUGAGGAGAGAAUAGAUGCAGACAACAGAUCUGUCUAUGUGGGGAACGUGGAUUACGGGACCACCGCAGACGAACUGGAGAUCCACUUUAAUGGCUGUGGUCACGUUAACAGGGUCACCAUCCUGUGUGAUAAAUUCACUGGCCAUCCUAAAGGGUUUGCCUACAUUGAGUUUUCUGAUAGAGAGUCGGUGAGGACGGCCAUGGCCCUGGACGAAACCUUGUUCAGAGGGCGCCUCAUUAAGGUAUUACCUAAAAGAACCAACAUGCCGGGCAUUAGCACCACAGACAGGGGGUUCCUGCGGGGCGGCCGGUUCAGAGGUAGAGGCUUCCGCGGUUCCAGAUUUAACAACGGCAGGUUUCGCGGAUUCAUCAGUUCCCAGUCUGCAGUGUAA
Molecule: messenger RNA, 684 nt
Organism: Colossoma macropomum (tambaqui)
Lineage: Eukaryota; Metazoa; Chordata; Actinopteri; Characiformes; Serrasalmidae
Gene: pabpn1l
Product: PABPN1 like, cytoplasmic
Exons: 7
Coding region: 94-684 (196 amino acids)
Molecular function (GO): RNA binding
Source: RefSeq, a predicted model, not a curated record